GGAAUCAGCACCCCGAAAUUCUCCGCUACCGCCAGCUGAGCUACCGCCAGCUAGUAGCGAAAAAAUAUUCCUUCCAACGAACCCCCUUCCUGCUGCUGUUCGCCACUCUUCUGGCCACUGCUGGCAGCUACAACUUACAAGGAGGGGAACGAAGUGAGAGGGAACGCAGGCUGUGAGCUGACUUUAUUUGGACAAAAUUGUGAGAAAUAAUCCGGAGAACGAAACUGUCUGAAACUUUCGGGGGAGAGGACCUGGCGACACUUCCUCUGCGCGAAAGACAUAGAAGUAAGGCCCUGCUCGGCCAGAGGCGUGCAACUUUCGGUGUGCAACUCUCAGAAGGGUUGCAGGCAUGCUUCUUGGGCAGCUAAGGAGUCACAAUUCAGCUCGCAGGGAUGCAUUGGCAUGCUUUAGGGGCACAAAACACAGGUCUCAUCGCAGGUUGAUCAGUAUACAACCGCACACCAACCAUCGAGCGGUUAAACAUUAGCUGUUGCAACCAAGGGAAGCAGGGGCAAUCGAACAACUAGGAUGGGCAACAUCAAGAUCCCGGGGGGCCUGACUGGUUACUACGUAGUGGACCGCCAGCGCUCGCUGCACGUCGACAACUUCCCCAAGAAAGUAACGCAAGCAAGCGUUCAGGAGCUGUUCGAGGAGUUGCUCCAGAGCAAAGGGGGAAACUUCCUCUCCCGCGCGGGGGGCACGCGCCGCACUUCCCUGGUGACAUAUGUCCUGCUGAGGUCGGAGGAGGACGGGAAGACGCACGCGUGGAUCGAGUUUUCGACCGAGGCGCUUGCAGACCUGGCCCUGAACCUGUGCAAGCUGCACCCCGAGUCACUGAAAGUGGGACGCACGUGCCUGGCUGUCCAGCGUCCGAAAGGGUACGUGACAAAGGCCCCUGCCGCAACAGCCAACGGGGCAGUUUCCCUGGGGUCGCUGAACGCGUUGAACGCGAACGGGAGCCCGCCGCCGAUGGAUUCCCCGCCAAUGGACCUCCCGAGUUUCGCGAACAACGUGCUCCAGCACAGCAGCCCCAACACCGUGGGGAAUACGAACAACAAGGACUAUGUGAUCGAUCGGAAGCGGGCGUUGUACGCAGAAGGGGCGCCGUUCGACGCAACGGGCCAGGAGAUCUGCAGGCUGUUUGAGGGGCUGCUGAAGGUGGGGGGUGUGGUGAAGACGGUGGGGCUCGUGACGCACGUGAUCUUUGCGCGGCGGUGCUGUGCCUGGGUGGAGUUUCUGAGUGAGGAGGUUGCAGACUACGCCCUUCAACAGUGCCACAUACACCCCGAGUCCCUCAAGAUCGGCAAGAACGUCUUGAGCGUCCGGCGCGCGUACGAGGUCGUGCGGCUGCUGCGAGAGGAGCAGGAAAACGCGGUCAUUCCGAAGGGUGUCUUCGACUGGGACUACAGCGUCGAUCGGGGACGGGCUGUGGUCGCCAAGAACCUUCCGGACAACACGAGCGGGCCGGGAAUCUACCACCUGUUCCGGAACAUCCUGCUGCACUCGGGAAAGGUUGACACGUCCGCUGUGGAACUGGUGACCCACGUCAUCUGGCAGCCCGGCAAGAGCUUCGCGCUCGUCGAGUUCGGCUCCGACGGCCUCGCGGACCUCGCGUACCAGCUGUGCAAGAUCAAGCCCGACGCGGUGCGCCUGCAGCAGCAGCGCCUCCUCGUGGAGCGCCCCGCCGGGCCCAAGCCCAACGGCGCGCUCUCGCCCGGGGCCAACGGACUGGACCUGGGCCUGCACGUCAAGGUCCCGCCGUCCCCCUCGGGCAGCCUGCCGUCCCCCGUUUCGGGGGGGCUCGCCCAGCAGCUGGCGCAGCAGGGGAUGGGGUCCCCCUCCCCCGGAGGCAAAAAGAGCGCACUCCCCCGCGACAUCUUCAGCCUCUCGUACUCGAUCGACCGGCAGAGAGCGCUCCACGUGGACGCGCUUCCGGACGAGGAGGAAGGCCCCGGGAUUCGCGCCAUGUUCGAGAAGCUGUGCCUCGAGAGGGGGCUCAUCGGCGGCGAGACCGGCCUGACAGCGGCAAUCGCGCACAUCGUGCGACCCCCCGGGCGCACCUUUGCAUGGGUCGAGUUCAACACCGCCGAAAUCGCCGACACCAUUCUGGACCUCUUCGCCCAAGACCUGGACACAGCCAAGCUGGGGGGCCCGUCCGGACACCGGGUCAUCGUCCAGCGUCCGAAAGGGUACAAGGCGAACUCGCCCUCGUCGAAACCGUCCCCGGGGCCGUUCCACUCGCCCAGCUUCGACGAGGACUCGUUCCCGAGCCUGCCCUCGAGCGGCAAGAGCGAGUCGUUCCUCGGGUCGAGCCUCAAGUCCGAGGCGUCGAGCUUCGCGUCAGCGGCCGCCAAGCGCAACGGGGGGGUCGGGUUCAACGGGCACAUGCUACCCCCCUCCGCGUUUCAUCCCGACGCUUUCCCCGCGCUGCGCGCGAGUCACGACCUGGAGUCCUCGCAAAAUGGGGACCACAAAACGGGGCUUCCGUUCGGAGACGAUGGAUUCCGGCUGCUGAGCCGCCACUCGAGCUUCUCGGGCCGCCAAGCCAGCCUCUCUGCCCGUGCGCGCCUCGACGCCUUCUCGUCGCUGACCGUCCCGGAGGCCACGUCGUCUGCUGACGUCAGCGGGGACGACCUCUUCGCGGCGUUCAACCUGCACACCGCCGUCGACCGGCUGCUCGAGGACAGUGCGUUCGCGAAACCGGCGCGCUUCAUUCCUGCGGGGGCGGAAAGUGGGCGCCACAACGGGAGCGCACUGCACGUCGGCUCCGGCCGUACGUCCGGAAGUGUGUCCCCGGCUUACGGCGCAAUUUCCCCUCCCCUCGGGCCGAUCGGACCGACGACCCGGCCCUCGUCCGCUUCCUCGAACCAGUCCGCGUUUGGCUGGGGGUCCGAGUCCGACGUGCUCACAAUCUCUGCGCUUACGCUCGAGCCUCCCGCCAAUGCGAAUCCGUCUCCGUUCUCGGGCGCAUCAAGCGAAGCGUCUCCGUUUGCGUCGAGUUACUUCAACUCGCCGGCCUUCUCGGCGGCCAGCCCGUUUUCGCUGACUCCGCGGGAGAACCCGGCGCCGUCCAAUGUGCCGGCGUUGACGAGACAGCUGUCGGGGGGAUCCAGUAACUUUUCCUUAUACUCGUCGUCUCCGGUGGAGUCGAUUUGGGGGGCGGCUGGGAGCAGCGGGGGCUGGAGCAACUUCGGAGGAGAGUCGAACGGACACGGGAUGACUGGCGGGCGCAAGGGGGCCUUCGAAUCGGUCGACAGAUGGGGCAUGGCCGCAGGCUCCUUCAUCACAGGCUGAGGCCUUGGCCGGGGGUCGCGCAAAUCGGAAAAGAAGGGUUGGGGAGCCUUUCGUUUAAUUCAAUUUUGCUCUGCGGUGUACAAAGACGCUUGUAUAGAUAGAACAGUGUACUGAGUGGUUGAUCGGACAAAAUCCUGGUUGAUUCGCUGAAGCUCUUGAGGUGGGCACUGUGGGUUGGGGUCAUGGGUUGGCAGCACGUCUGCUAGUACGCCUUUUUUAUUUCUUUGUGCAUGGUUGGUCAAGUCGGAGGGCAGACAAUCUCUAGGUCGAGAACAGCUGUUCAGCUUCGACGAUAUUACAAUUGCACAUACGUCCU
Messenger RNA from Klebsormidium nitens, 3610 nucleotides. The record is from the annotation of a GenBank genome assembly. Lineage: Eukaryota; Viridiplantae; Streptophyta; Klebsormidiophyceae; Klebsormidiales; Klebsormidiaceae.